This is a messenger RNA of Sporothrix schenckii 1099-18, 777 nucleotides long. Its product is annotated as golgi family SNAP receptor complex member 2. Gene Ontology annotation, molecular function: SNARE binding; SNAP receptor activity. The record is from RefSeq and is a predicted model, not a curated record. The coding region runs from base 1 to 777 and encodes 258 amino acids. Lineage: Eukaryota; Fungi; Ascomycota; Sordariomycetes; Ophiostomatales; Ophiostomataceae. Gene Ontology annotation, cellular component: ER to Golgi transport vesicle membrane; endoplasmic reticulum membrane; SNARE complex. The transcript has 2 exons. Gene Ontology annotation, biological process: vesicle fusion; endoplasmic reticulum to Golgi vesicle-mediated transport.
AUGGUAAAGCUGGACCCUACCGCGCUCAAGCAGAGCACAUCCAUCCGCAAAGACCUCUCCUCCUUCUCCGCAGCACUCGGCGCCGACCCGUCUGCACCACCACAACACCUGCAGCAGCCUGUAUCUGCAGCCACGGUUGGCGCGCUGUCCGCCAGCUUGACUGCCUUUGCGCGCACCGUCGACGAAUACAAUGCACUCGCCAAGCAGGAACUCAACCCGGCAAAACAAGAAAAGGCAUUUGACCGCAUCCGCAAUUUCCAGACCGAGCUCGGCGAGUUCCGCGCACAGUUCGACAGCUUGAAAGCCGCACGCGAGGAGGCCGCGCACCAGUCGAACCGCACGGAGCUACUGGGGCGUCGGCCAUACGCAGCAGUAACGCCCGAGAACCCGUACGCAACAACGUCGGCAACGGCAACAGCGAGCGGCAGCCACAGUUAUGGCGGUGCCGGUGGUGCCGGCCACUCCAGGACGAUGAGCACGGCCGAGGACCAGCGCGAGGCGCACGCGCUGCGCGAGCAGAGCUUCUUUGCCAGCACGAACACGGCGCUGGACGAGUACAUUGCGCGGGGUCAGGCGGUCCUGGGCGACCUGAGCAACCAGCGGGAUAUGCUCAAGAACACACAGAAACGCAUGUACACCGUGGCAAACACACUGGGCAUCAGCGGCGACACGAUCCGUAUGAUCGAACGGCGGGCACGCGAAGACAAGUGGAUCUUCUGGGCUGGUGUCGUAGUAUUUGUGCUCUUCUGCUGGCUUUGCUUGCACUACUUACGGUGA